GUCCAGAUCGUGGUGCAAGUCGAACGUGCGUACGUGGGAGCGUUCCGACGUUGUGACCGCGGUUCAAGUGCGUCUCGUAUCUCGUGUCUUAGUAUCGGAGUGUGAGCGCACGUUGCCGCUAUCCGCGUUCCUUUGUCAACAUCGUGACGGUGUCUAUUGUAUGCGAAGAAGGAAAAUGGUUCCCUCGCCUACUGCGUGAAUCGUGCAUCGUGUAAACAAAGUUACAGCAUAAAAUAGGAACAUUAACGUUGGGCGCCUUGGUCCCGCUGCUGGAGGCCUAAGCCCGGAGCUAUAUUUAUGCUGCCAAAUUUCCCCGUCAAACUGUGCUCACGACCGACGACCGUCUAGUGGAAGCAGAAUAAAAGUAAAACCUCGCCACCAUGUACGGGAUGCUGUUGGAGAGUGUACAACACUUUGUACAGCUGGAAUAUGGAGAGUUCGUGUGGCGCCAGGCACUGCUCACCACCGGUUGCAAGAACACCGUGUUUAACACCCACCAGCUCUAUCCAGACAGCUUGAUUCCCGAUUUGGCAGCGGCCCUUUCGUCCAUCACCGGUAAACCUUGCGAUGAGUUUAUGAUCUUCUUUGGUCGCUGCUUCGUCCGGUUCUUCAGCAACUUUGGCUACGACGAGCUGAUAAAAGCGACGGGGCGAUACUUUUGCGAUUUUCUCCAUUCCGUCGACAACAUCCAUCUGCAGAUGCGCUUCACGUACCGCAAGAUGAAGAGCCCCUCGAUGCAGCUGACGGAGGUGGAUGAAAACGGGGCCGUCUUGGUGUACCGGAGCACUCGCAGUGGUUUCUCCAAGUAUCUGCGCGGUCAGUUGCUCGAGAUCGCCAAGCAGCUGUAUGGAAUGGACGUCAGCAUAAAGGUGCUAGAAAGCCAGAACGAUAGUGCGGUCGGUACGGCGGGUCAGGUGGCGGGUCAGGUGGCGGGCCAGGGAGGCCUCAAGACGGUGAUAGUGAAGUAUCGUUUGGACUUUGAUAAUCGGGAUUACAUGCAGCGACGCGUCCACAUCAAGGCCCAUCCCUCACAGCUUCAGUUGGCUCCGGUGAACAGUAUGAUUCUGCUGAACUUAUUCCCGUUUGCUCUUAUCCUGAACGAUGAAAUGAAGAUAACGGCCGUCGGUGAGAAGCUCAUUGAAUCGUGGAUGCUCAACAACGGUAACCGAUCGCCGACGGAGUUGAUCGGUGCGAAAGUUACUGACCACUUCAAGCUGCGGCGUCCAAGUGGGAUAACGUUUACCUGGGAGAAUAUUAAACGACUACAGACGGUCCUAUUCGAGAUCCAGUUGCUAAAAGGCUCUUCCGCCAAGGGAACGAAAGCAAUUAGUGAGGCAGCCCCGUCGGAAUCUACUCAGGCGCACGAACAAACACCGGCCGAAGAUGCCGCAAAGCUCAUGACGACUAUUCCACGGCGAGGCUCUCAAGGUAUUCGCAGUAUUUUGUUGAAGGGUGAGAUGCGCUACAUUAAGGAUAUCAAUUCGUUGGUGUUUCUGUGCAGUCCACUCAUCCAAAACUUGGAGGAACUGCGUGAAAUGGGACUGUACCUGAAUGAUCUCAAUCCGCACGGGCUGAGUCGAGAGAUGGUGUUUUCCGGGUUUUCCCACUAUUCUCGCUUAGAUUUGAUGUGUGAACGAGAGGAACAGCGGGCCGAAGAGCUGGAAACAUCGUUAGCACUGGCGGAUUCGUGGAAGCGCCAGGGAGACGAGCUGCUGUACUCGAUGAUACCGCGUUCGAUCGCGGAACGGUUACGGGAAGGCCAAAACCCACACGACACCUGCCAAAGCUUCGAGGAGGUAACGGUACUGUUUGCGGAGAUACAGGAGACGAUCACCGGAGAUGACUCGAUCAAGUACGCCAUGACGACGGUUAACACGUUGAAUGCGGCCUUUACGGCGUUCGACGAGCUGAUCCAGUCGCCGAUGGCCUACAAAGUCGAGACGGUCGGUAAGGUGUACAUGGCAGUCAGUGGGGCACCGGACAUCAAUCCGUUUCACGUCCAACAUAUGGCCGAUCUGGCACUGGAGAUGCUCGCCAGUAUCCGGGAACUGAAACUGCCCGGGGUUGGAGUUAAGAUUGGGUUUCAUUCUGGAUCCAUUGUGGCCGGCAUUGUGGGACUAAAGGUACCACGGUACUGUCUGUUCGGGGAUACCGUCAAUACGGCUUCGCGAAUGGAGAGCAGCAGCGAAACGGACCGUAUCCAGGUGUCGGGAUAUGCGGCACAGAAGCUAAAGAAGCUGGGCUACGUCCUGUCGUACCGUGGCAAGGUUGCUGUGAAGGGCAAAGGAGACAUGGAAACCUUCUGGUUGGUAGGCAAGCCGCAGAAGAUCAUAUAAUGCUGGUAGGAUGUAGCUCGCCCCGAUGGACCACACCGUGCCUUCUUCUACUGUACAGUUGUGUUGAGCGAAGAGAGAUCAUUGUGAAUGAUUUCCUUUAUUUCUAUAAUCAGCAAGCGUCUAGACAGUGAAUGCAUUCUAUUUAUAUAAAGGCAUCGAAUGGUAUCUUCUACCGAUCUCAAGCUGCGAUGUGUGUUAAACACGUUUUAAUGUUUUAAGUGAUUCUGCACAAUGACUGUAAUAAAUAUUUAGCUGAACAGUU
Molecule: messenger RNA, 2598 nt
Organism: Anopheles darlingi
Lineage: Eukaryota; Metazoa; Arthropoda; Insecta; Diptera; Culicidae
Product: soluble guanylate cyclase 89Db-like
Exons: 8
Coding region: 381-2336 (651 amino acids)
Biological process (GO): nitric oxide-cGMP-mediated signaling; cGMP biosynthetic process; response to oxygen levels
Cellular component (GO): guanylate cyclase complex, soluble
Molecular function (GO): oxygen sensor activity; guanylate cyclase activity; heme binding
Source: RefSeq, a predicted model, not a curated record